Molecule: messenger RNA, 1539 nt
Organism: Setaria italica (foxtail millet)
Lineage: Eukaryota; Viridiplantae; Streptophyta; Magnoliopsida; Poales; Poaceae
Product: translation initiation factor IF3-4, chloroplastic
Exons: 10
Coding region: 106-1044 (312 amino acids)
Biological process (GO): ribosome disassembly; translational initiation
Molecular function (GO): translation initiation factor activity; ribosome binding
Source: RefSeq, a predicted model, not a curated record
CCCCUCCGCUCCACUCGUUUUCCUUCCCUUCUCGCGGCAAAAGCCCUCGAAGCAGAUAAGGCCGCCGUGCCCGCGGCCACCCGCCCCCGACCACCGCCGCCGGCCAUGGUCGGCGUUGCCGCAGGCUUCGCCUUCGCGCCGGCAGUGUCCCGCGUACUUUACAGGCCCGGCGCCGCCUGCCACGCCUCGGGCCCCUCCUCUUCGGCGCGGUUCCCGGCCAGGCCAUGGUCUUGGGAGCGGGCGCGGGCGCCGGCGAGGCUCGUCGUGGUCGCGCGGUACUCGCCCUCGUACGAGAGCGAGGAGGAGGAGGAUGAGGAGGAGCUCGGAGGCGGCGGGUGGGGAAGGAGGGACCGCGGGCCCGACCCCGACUACGACCCCGCCCUUGACAUUGAACGAGUCGAGUCCUCAACUGUGAGGCUCUUGGAUGAACAGAAAAGAAUGGUUGGUGUGGUACCUGUAAACGAGGCAGUUCAGAUUGCAGAGGACAAUGAUCUUAUACUCGCAAUAUUAUCAUUAGAUGGAGAUCCCCCAGUACUUCGACUCUUUGAGGAGAGAGAUUACAAAAAACACAGGUAUGAACAGCAGAAGAAGAAAAAGAUUCAGCAGAAAAGAUCUGUUGCAAAACGCAUGAGCUUGAAGGAGUUGAAAAUGGGAUACAACAUUGACGUCCAUGACUACAGUGUGAGGCUUAAAGCUGCAAGAAAGUUCCUUAAAGCUGGUGACAAGGUUAAGAUAAUAGUGAACUUGAAAGGACGGGAAAACUUGUAUAAAAAAGAAGCUAUUGAACUCCUUAGAAGAUUCCAAACUGAUGUUGGUGAGCUAGCGACGGAAGAAAGCAAAAACUUCGCAGAGAGGAAUAUAUAUCUGGUUCUUGUCCCCAAUAAGAUAGCUAUACAGAAAGAGCAGGAUGGACUGAACAGAAAGGAUACUGCAAAAGAUGAGAAAGACCUAUCAGACAGUGACCUAUCAGACAGCGAUGAACCUCUGACAGAGCAACUGGAGGAAAGUAAGGAGCCUGAGGCAGAAGUCUCAGCAAAUGUUUGAUUGAACUGUAAAUGCGAAGGGCGCUUGCUCAGAUUGAACAAGCUGCCUCUACUGUUGCAGAUCUUGUAAAUACAAGGCUGGUGCCAUUGUACAACAAUUAUAUCUGCUGACAUCAUCUCCAGAAGCAUUCGUUGGGUGCCUAGGCGUUCUGACAGAACAAGGCUCGAUGAUGUCCGUAAAGAACCUGGAGGAGCCUGCCACCAUCUCAGAACUGGAGGAUAAUACUUUAAGAGCUUGGGAUCACUUUGCCUCGCACAAUUGAAGGUCAAAAGCGACACCAGUAGUGGUAGGAGAAGCAUUUUUACUAUUAAUCGCCCAGGAUGGUGCGCUUGGCACAUGAUUUUGUUUUCGCCUUGUCAUUUCCAAUCGUUGUUGUAGAGAAGAUCGCGUGUAUCUAUUUGACAACUGCUUACUAUCAUGAGUUAUAGACCUUUGGGCUGUAAGAGCCUAGGGAUGUGAUGCGCAUGAGUUUUCUGUAAGAGCCUUUUGUUUUCA